Messenger RNA from Hypanus sabinus (Atlantic stingray), 2172 nucleotides. Its product is annotated as hippocalcin-like protein 1. Gene Ontology annotation, molecular function: calcium ion binding. The transcript has 5 exons. NCBI's taxonomy places the organism in Eukaryota, Metazoa, Chordata, Chondrichthyes, Myliobatiformes, Dasyatidae. The record is from RefSeq and is a predicted model, not a curated record. The coding region runs from base 176 to 757 and encodes 193 amino acids.
UGCAGCUCCGAGCUGGAGAAGGAAAUCACAAAGCUGGCACCUUCACACGGCCAUUGUUAGUUUGACACAUCAUUCAAGUGCCGUUCGGGCGAAGAGGAUUUUACCCCCACUGAUCAACUGAAGUUUCCCACUUGAGCUCCAACUUCUCAGAACUGGUGUGACCGCACGAGACAACAUGGGUAAGCAAAAUAGCAAACUACGUCCCGAGGUCCUUCAGGAUCUUCGAGAGAACACCGAGUUUACUGACCACGAGCUCCAGGAGUGGUACAAAGGCUUCCUGAAAGACUGCCCGAGUGGAAAUCUGACUGUUGAAGAAUUUAAGAAAAUAUAUGCAAACUUCUUCCCUUAUGGGGACGCCUCCAAGUUUGCUGAGCACGUGUUCCGCACUUUUGACACCAAUGCCGACGGAACGAUUGACUUCCGAGAAUUUAUUAUUGCACUGAGUGUCACCUCUCGAGGCAAGCUGGAGCAGAAACUGAAGUGGGCAUUCAGCAUGUAUGACCUGGAUGGGAAUGGGUACAUCAGUCGGGAUGAAAUGCUGGAGAUUGUCCAGGCAAUCUACAAGAUGGUGUCCACGGUUAUGAAGAUGCCCGAUGAUGAAGCAACACCAGAGAAAAGAACAGAUAAAAUCUUCAGACAGAUGGACACAAAUAAUGAUGGUAAAUUGUCUCUUGAAGAGUUCAUUAAAGGUGCCAAGAGUGACCCCUCCAUUGUACGAUUACUACAGUGUGACCCAAGCAGUGCAUCUCAGUUCUAGUUGGCACAUGACUGUAUCACAUUUAUCGUAUGAAGAAAAGGAGCGAGAUUUCAUUCCAGCCAGAUUGCCAACCCUUUCUCUGACCUCCAUCUCAUCAUGAAUUGAUCUUCCUGCCAUAACAGGGUGAAUGACGAACACGGGACCGCGUGGUCGACCCGCGCUGUCGUCAGAGGAGCUUAUAGUCACUGCGUUGUUAAUUUGUUUUGUGUUUUCUGUGCGAUGGACACUUAAAAAAGCAGGCAUGCCAACACUUAUUGAGCAACGGGGCAUUGUGCACAAAGCUCUCACUACGGUUCGGAAUAUUGCACGAGUCUAUUAUUGGCCCUUAGGCUAAACGUAAAAUUGACAUCACGAAUGUAAAAAACGCCACAUAAGGGAGCUUGCAAACACGCUUUGAGUUGCAUUGUAGCUGCUCUAGUUAUUGCUCUUGUCGUACAAAACCAACAGUUUCAGUUCCCAGAAUGAUCUAUAUUGCUCUGCAAAUGAAGCUGUUAGAUUAUCUCACUUGCGGAUUCACUCGGUAAGCCUCAAAGAUCACUGUGGGGAAUACAGUUCACGCUUAGAAAGCAGGAAGACAUCACAGACGUGUUUGCAAGGGGAGGUACAAACUAAGGUUAAAUGUUUAAGUGGCCCUCACGUACACAGUGGAGUUGUUAACAUGUAUACGAAACAUACCAUUGACCAUAGCUUGGGUUUAAUUUUAUUUUCAUGCCCUGUUCUACUCAGGCAUCAUACAUUCCCCUUCCUAAAUCAGGUAGGUUCCCGAAGUGUGGAUUGAAUCAUUGGUGCAAGUGACCUUUUACUAAAUAGGAAUGACAAUGGGCUGCUGCCCAAGUUAUUGAAAACCGCCAAUAUUUCCUUCAGGUCGUGUUAAGCCAAAAGUGCGGCCCAUCUCCAUGAUUCUACAGACUGGGAGGAGGGAAGACAGUUGCUAGGAGUGGGAGAAUGGAGGGCUCACCUGACUGCAAAUCCACACAAAAAAAAAAUUGUCGUUCUAACAAAACAGAUCUGGUGAGAUUGGGUUUUGUAGUGAAGUAUAGUGAAAUAAUAAUAGGUAUCACACUCUUGGAAAAAACAUCCUAGACUCAAUAGUAAAUAAUCACUUGUUUUGGAGCAUCAGUGCUCCUGUCAUGUGAAUGUGAUUCGUGCACAGAUUUACAGAGCAUAUCUCCUAUCUAACCCAGCAACGAAUGCAAUUCGGGGCUGUUAGAGGUGUACAAGGGAAUACUGUGGACAAAUGAGCCAGGUGCAAGGUCUUCCUGCCUGAUAUUACCACUGUUUUACCAUGUUAUAAUAACUGGAAUAAAAAUCCCUUAAUUCUUGUGAUGAAUAUGCUGCGUCUGCUCCAGUCAGGGUAUUUGUGUGCUUCAGAAAUGAAGGCAUAACUGUCAGUGCAUGUUAGAUCAUGGUGUGGG